Closterium sp. Yama58-4 is the source of this 1284-nucleotide messenger RNA. The record is from the annotation of a GenBank genome assembly. Lineage: Eukaryota; Viridiplantae; Streptophyta; Zygnematophyceae; Desmidiales; Closteriaceae.
AUGGCAUUCAGAAGUAUCAGCCGGCCGUCGUUGCAUAUACGAGCCAUCGUCGCACUUCUCCUCUUCGCAACACUCUCCACCCUCGCCUGCGCGCGACAGCACAGACGACUCCUCAAAUGGCGCAAGCGCACGGACGAUGACCUGCUGAUGCGCGGCGCGAUGCCGGAAGGAAUCGCGCAUGUCGUCGACACGAGCAGCAGUGAACCCGUCACCUCAUCAUCCGCUGCCGUAAACUCCGCGGCUCCUUCCGCCUCCGCCGCUUCUUCCGCGUCCGCCGUUACUUCCGCCCCCGCCCCUUCACCCGAGGCGGUGAGCCAGAUGAUCGCCUCAGCGCUCCCCGCACCUUCCUCCUCCGCCUCCAUCUUUCCGCCCCGCGGCUCCCCCGCUUUCCACAACAUCGACCCGCAUUGGGAUGAUCCCGAGGUUUCCAAAGUGUGCAACCCCCUUCCAAAGUAUUGCGGGGUUAUGUACAAGCCCAUCUCAGUGUACCUUAUAUGGUACGGCAAGUUCACAGACGCGCAGAAGCAGAUCAUCCGCACGUUUAUCGAGUCACUCAAUAACAGCAACGACACCGACGCUACAGUCAUUAACUGGUGGAACGUGAACCGUCUAUACUACGACGCGAUGGGCAACCAUAUCUCCGCAUUUGUGACUCUAAAGGGAGAGAUCGACGACGCGGAUUACUCCAAGGGCCGCACUCUUCUGAGCACCGACGUGGCGAAACUCGUCUCGUCCGCGGUUACCAGCAAGCAGUUCGCGAACGACCCGAACGGCGUGUAUUUCGUCAUGGGAGACGAGACCGUCGCGCAAGAAGACGAUACCGCUCCGGAGAAAUCCGCGUUCUGCAGGAAUUACUGCGGAUGGCACUUCUACACGCGCGACGCUCUUGAACUCCCCAUUGCGUUCGUCGGCAACGCCGCCACCAGGUGUCCCAAGCGCUGCAUUCCUCCCCAUCUCAACCGCCGCGGAGCAGUGGCCCCGAAUGGCGACGCGGGGAUGGACGGGAUGGUGUCGGUGUUGGCGCAUGAACUCGCAGAGGCCACCAGCAGCCCCUUCCUCGCCACGUGGUUCGACGACCAGGGUGAGGAGAACGCCGACAUCUGCUCGCACGAGUACGGGGACGUCAAGAAGGAUGCGGUUACCGGCGUGGUGUAUAAUCUUGUCGGCGCGCGCGGGUCGAGGUUUUUAGUGCAAGCGAAUCUGGACCCUGUAAGAGGGGCAUGCUCGAUUGAGGCGGACGGGCCUGGAGCUGAUGUUUUGACGAGUCAACCGGGGUGGUUCUGA